Molecule: messenger RNA, 252 nt
Organism: Leptosia nina
Lineage: Eukaryota; Metazoa; Arthropoda; Insecta; Lepidoptera; Pieridae
Source: the annotation of a GenBank genome assembly
AUGAAGGUUGUAGCAAUCGCCGUUCUGUUAGCCACCUUUGUGUGCAUUACACAGGCUUUCCCUUUACAAGAGGACCCAGUGCUGGCUGGUUUCCCAGAAGAAUACGCUGAACCUCUUAAUCCCAUCGAGGUGUUCAACGAAGCUUUACAGCGCAGCUGUGUUCCGCUGUAUUGCCACAACAGCUGUGUCAGGCUUGGGUUCUAUACUGGAAGUUGCAGAAGUUCGCGCUGCUAUUGCAGACAUAGAAAUUAA